AUGGCUUCAUUCAGCCCGACUCAGAUUUUCGACGAGGGGACGACUGAAGAGAAAGGAGAAAAUGCACGGCUUUCUGCCUUUGUAGGCGCCAUCGCUGUUGGCGAUCUGGUCAAAAGCACUCUUGGGCCCAAGGGGAUGGACAAAAUUCUGCAGUCGGCAUCUACCGGAGAUAUUAUUGUCACGAACGAUGGAGCUACGAUAUUGAAGUCGAUCGCUCUUGACAAUGCGGCCGCAAAAGUGCUCGUGAAUAUCUCUAAAGUCCAGGACGACGAGGUUGGCGACGGCACGACGUCGGUUGCUGUGCUCGCAGCCGAGCUUCUACGCGAAGCGGAGAAACUAGUGGACAAGAAGAUCCACCCCCAAACCAUCAUUGAGGGUUACAGGAUAGCCAGCCAGGCGGCGCUGCACGCGCUGGAGCAGUCUACCGUUGAUCACAGCAAGAACCCGGAACUUUUUAGGAAAGAUCUUGUCGCCAUCGCAAGAACUACACUCAGCUCCAAGGUGCUCGCACAAGACCGGGACCAUUUUGCCGAACUUGCCUGUGAUGCCAUUUUGCGUCUUGGCGGCUCGGUUGACUUGAGUCAUAUCCAGAUCAUUAAAAAAACAGGCGGCAAACUCGGGGAAUCCUACCUCGAUGAAGGCUUUAUUCUUGACAAGAAGAUCGGCGUGAACCAACCAAAGCGACUUGAGAAAGCGAAAAUUCUUAUUGCCAACACUCCUAUGGACACGGACAAGGUGAAGAUUUUCGGUGCUCGGGUCAAGGUCGGCUCGACAAGCAAGCUGGCCGAACUUGAGAAGGCCGAAAGAGAAAAGAUGAAAGCGAAAGUGGAGAAGAUCAAGGCUCACGGGAUAAACUGCUUUAUUAACAGGCAGCUGAUCUACAACUGGCCUGAGCAGCUCUUCGCGGACGCUGGCAUCGUCUCCAUUGAGCAUGCAGACUUUGACGGCAUUGAGCGCCUGGCACUUGUCACGGGCGGUGAAAUAGCGUCGACAUUCGAUCACCCAGAGCUGGUCAAACUGGGCCAGUGCGACUUGAUUGAAGAGGUUAUCAUCGGCGAGGAUACACUGAUCAAGUUCUCUGGUGUUGCGGCGGGUCAGGCUUGCACCAUUGUACUCCGUGGCGCAACAGAACAGCUGCUGGACGAGUCUGAGCGGAGUCUGCACGAUGCGUUGGCUGUGCUGUCGCAAACGGUCAAGGAGCCGCGGACGACGCUUGGUGGAGGAUGUGCUGAAAUGCUGAUGGCAAAGGCGGUUGAAAAUGCGGCAACCCGUGUGGAGGGCAAGCGGCAGUUGGCCGUUGGCGCUUUCGCCAUCGCCCUUCGUCAACUCCCGACAAUUCUUGCGGACAAUGCCGGACUGGACUCUGGUGACCUGGUUGCAAGACUGCGGAAGGCCAUUUACGAUGGCAUGUCAACCUAUGGGUUGGAUCUGACAACUCCAGGCGGUGGCCUGGCCGAUAUGAGAGACGUUGGGGUCAUCGAGAGCUACAAGUUAAAGAAGGCAGUCGUCUCGUCGGCAAGCGAGGCAGCAGAGGUCAGCUAA
This is a messenger RNA of Grosmannia clavigera kw1407, 1542 nucleotides long. RefSeq names its product t-complex protein 1 subunit beta. Gene Ontology annotation, biological process: protein folding. The record is from RefSeq and is a predicted model, not a curated record. The transcript has 3 exons. The coding region runs from base 1 to 1542 and encodes 513 amino acids. Gene Ontology annotation, cellular component: cytosol; chaperonin-containing T-complex. Lineage: Eukaryota; Fungi; Ascomycota; Sordariomycetes; Ophiostomatales; Ophiostomataceae. Gene Ontology annotation, molecular function: ATP binding; ATP-dependent protein folding chaperone; ATP hydrolysis activity.